AUGGCCGACCUGGAGAAGCGCGCAUCCGGGGAGAGCAGCGACUUCAGCAACCAAGACGCCUACUACGCCGGCCUCGACCCGAACACUCUCGUCGACCCGGAUGAGAAGCACAGUCUUCACCGAGAUCUCUCUGCGCGGCAGAUUUCCAUGAUCGCGCUGGGAGGCGCGAUUGGAACUGGGCUCAUCAUCGGUUCGGGCACUGCGCUCGUCCGCGGUGGUCCGCUGGGCAUUUUCCUGGGCUAUUCCUUCGUCGGGGUCGUGUGCUACAUGGUCAUGGUCGCGCUGGGUGAAAUGGCGGCAUACCUCCCUCACAAAAAGGGUUUCCCUGGUUAUGGCACACGCUUCGUGGAUCCCGCGUUCGGGUUCGCGCUGGGCUGGAACUAUGUUUUGAAGUACCUGAUCGUCACACCAAACAACAUCAAUGCUGCCGGUGUCGUCAUCCAGUACUGGACCCAGAAGGUGCACAUUGCGAUCUGGAUGCUUGUAUACCUGCCGGAGUUGAUCGGUUUCUCUCAAGUCUUCUUCGUCAAUCUUCUCGGUGUUCGUGUAUUCGGCGAGCUCGAGUUUUGGUUCAGCAGUAUCAAGGUCGUAACUCUCAUUGGCUUGCUCCUGAUGGGAAUCAUCAUCGAUCUGGGAGGCAAUCCCAAGCACGACCGGCUUGGAUUCCGCUACUGGGACCACCCGUACGGCCCCAUGGGCUCGGGCCAAUUUCUCAGUACCAAGGUCCACGACCACCACCUUGCUAUAUUCCUCGGCUUCUGGAGCACCCUUACCAAUGCACUCUUCGCUUACAUCGGCACGGAGCUUAUCGGUGUAACCGUCGGUGAAGCGCAAGCCCCACGCAAGAAUAUCCCCAUCGCUAUCCGGAGGACCUUCUUCCGUAUCCUUGUUUUCUAUGUUGGAGGCGUGUUCGUCAUCUCCCUGAUCGUCCCCAGCGUGGACGAAGACAACACUCUCUUCAUUGCAAGCAAGUCCAAAGCCGGCGCUGCAGCUUCGCCGUUUGUUGUUGCGACGACGCUCGCCGGCAUUAAGGUCUUGAAUCACAUCAUCAAUGCCGCUAUUCUGUUGUUCGUGCUGAGUGCGGCGAAUUCGGAUCUGUACAUCGGUACCCGCACCCUCUACGGUCUCGCCGUCCAGGGGCAAGCCCCGAAGAUCUUCGCGAAGGUCAACCGGACGGGCGUACCAAUCCCUGCGCUCCUCCUGUGUACAGCAUUCUGCGCGCUCGUUUUCUUGAACGUGUCUGCGGGCAGUUCCAAGGUCUUCGGAUGGUUCGUGAACCUGGUGUCGACCUUUGGUGCCAUUACUUGGAUGUGUAUCUGCUACACGCACAUUCGCUUUAUGAAGGCGUUGAAGGCGCAGGGCAUGUCACGCGACGACUUGCCCUACAAGGCACCCUUCCAGCCUUGGGGUUCUUGGUUCGCUCUUAUCUCGACCGCCAUCAUCACCAUCUUCAAGGGCUUUGACACAUUCAUCCCCUUCACGAAAGACACGUUCGUGACGUCAUAUAUCGCGCUCCCAACCUUCGCACUCUUCUACGGCGGAUACAAGUUCUACUACCGCUCGGUGCUCAUUCCCUCAGAGAAGGUCGACUUGAUCACUGGAAAGCGGGAAAUUGACGAGGAGGAGGAGCGCUUCAACAGGGAGCAAGAGGCAAAAGGCCCACAGACGAAGUGGCAAAAGUUCUUCGAGUCUCUGUAA
Molecule: messenger RNA, 1698 nt
Organism: Epithele typhae
Lineage: Eukaryota; Fungi; Basidiomycota; Agaricomycetes; Polyporales; Epitheliaceae
Product: dicarbixylic amino acid permease
Exons: 9
Coding region: 1-1698 (565 amino acids)
Biological process (GO): amino acid transmembrane transport
Cellular component (GO): membrane
Molecular function (GO): amino acid transmembrane transporter activity
Source: RefSeq, a predicted model, not a curated record